This is a messenger RNA of Prorocentrum cordatum, 657 nucleotides long. The record is from the annotation of a GenBank genome assembly. NCBI's taxonomy places the organism in Eukaryota, Dinophyceae, Prorocentrales, Prorocentraceae.
AUGGACGUAAACUUUCGGAGGGGUCCUCGUGGAUUUUUGUUGGAUCUGCGCUUGGCCCCACUGGCGGCGCCUCCAGGCUCGCCCCAGGUACUUCUCCGAACGCCAGGGAGGGGGGUCCAACCUUGGAAAGUUUAUGUAUGUGCAGUUUGUCUUGCUUCGACAAUCGACGAGCUCAAGCAGACGGUCGAGAACGCCGUUGGUGAGAACAAGGAGAAGCUCCUCGCGGAGCUCGACAAGCUGGAGAAGGCGUACCCAGCGGCGGCGGAGCUGAAGGAGAAGUUCCUGGACCAGUGGGACAAGAUCGUUGAGGCCGUGAACCUGGACGAGGUGAAGAAGCAGGUGGCGGAAUGCACCGAGGACGUUACCUCGUGCGCUCAGGACAAGCUCAAGGAGGUGCAGGGCAAGAUGGAGGAUGCGCUGAAGGCUCAUGGCGUCACCCUCGACGGCAUCAAGAAGCAGGCCGAGGAGUUCUGGAGCAAGUUCCAGCUGGAACUUCCUGACAUGGACGACCUCAAGAGUAGUGUGGCAGAGUAUGGCGAUCAGGCCAAAGCGGCCUGGGAGGAGUUCAAGGAAUCGCACGACAUCUCGUCUUUGGCUGACGCAGCAGGAAGCAUUAUUAACAAUGCUUUCGGCACAGUAUCGGGCUGGUUCAGAUGA